AUGCUCCUCCUAUACAUCUACAUCACCACGGCAAUCCUCACCCUCCUCGCCGUCGCCAAUGUCGAGAAAACAAUUUUCCUCGGCCCAUCACCACUCGCCAUUCCGGCGCUCAAUCCAGCUCUAGACGACCUAGGCCUCGAGCGCCUCUCACCAGAAAAUGGCAUGCUGCGAACGAACCUCAACGCCUCGUUCCCAACAACAGACGCGCCUGGCACAGAUUCCUGGUUCUUCCUCGAAAAUCUGAAUCCAGGACAGCGGUAUGAAGUGCGGAUCUGUUGGUUGGCUACUCAACCGACAGACUUCACCUUGCGGACAUACACCCUCCCGCAAGUUCUCGAAAACCGUUCUCUCCUCUCCUCUAUAAGCGCCUACUCAUCCGCACGUCUUUCCGCGGUGCCCCAAUCGCAGUCACAGAAAAUACUCACCCGCAACCGGCGCGGCACGCCGCAAGACGCAACAACCUCAGACUCGGUCCUAUUCCUACAAAUCGCCGCCGCGGCGGAUUACUUCUCUGUAGACCAGGCGUUGAUGGAGAAUGUACCCUCAGUACUGGCUGAUAUCAUUCUUGAUCCUUUUUUGGGCAAUGUCUUUCCUAGGAGUCUGGUGCCGACAGCGUGCUGGGCGACUAUUGUUGCUCUUCUGGCCGUUUUUGUGGCUCGGUGGGUAGCUGGGCAAUUCGGGAGACUGGUGGAUUCUGUUGAUAUGAGGUUAUUUGCGGGUGAAAAGAAGGAACUAUAG
Molecule: messenger RNA, 738 nt
Organism: Aspergillus calidoustus
Lineage: Eukaryota; Fungi; Ascomycota; Eurotiomycetes; Eurotiales; Aspergillaceae
Source: the annotation of a GenBank genome assembly